AUGGAAUCGCCUCGGUUUCCACCCCAACACCAAGCUGAAGAUGUACAAGGCGAUCAUCUGUCGACGCUGCUGUGUGGAGCGGAGAUCUGGACGGUGUUCAAGAAGCAGGCGCGAAGACUCAGUCAUUUUCACCUCAGCUGUCUUCGACGGAUAGUGAGGCUGAGAUGGCCGGACUGGAUCCCUGGCCCUGAAGUACUGGAGUGGACAGGAAUCCUUAGCGUCUACGCCAUGCUGAGACAACUGCAACUGCGUUGGAUUGAUCACUUCGUGUGGAUGGAUAACGAAGGCCGCCAAGGAGGCCAAUUCCGUCGAUACAAGUGCACUCUAAAGACCUCCCUGAAGCGUCUACAAAUCAGCCCGGCCACCUGUGAAGACCUCGCUCGAGACCGCCCGACGUGGAGGAGAACUGUGAAGAUAGGCGGAGUGAUCUACGAGGAAAACCGCAUCGACGCCGCGAAAGUCAAACGCGAAGCACGCAAAUCUCAGCUGCGCCCACCUCGCAAAUUCAACGCCCAACCGCCCUCAACGUGUCCACAGUGUUAG
This is a messenger RNA of Spirometra erinaceieuropaei, 543 nucleotides long. Lineage: Eukaryota; Metazoa; Platyhelminthes; Cestoda; Diphyllobothriidea; Diphyllobothriidae. The record is from the annotation of a GenBank genome assembly.